Molecule: messenger RNA, 531 nt
Organism: Periconia digitata
Lineage: Eukaryota; Fungi; Ascomycota; Dothideomycetes; Pleosporales; Periconiaceae
Source: the annotation of a GenBank genome assembly
AUGAAAUCGGAUAUUGGGGUCAUCCUGCGGACCUGCACAGCUACCGUUCACGGGCAGGCCGCUCUUGGGCGACCAAAACAUGAACCUUACGCCUCCCCCCUGCACGGAAACCCCCACUGGACCUAUCUCCUUAAAUCUCGGCAGCUUGUUUGUUUUUUCGCUCCCGAUUCAAUACACCUUGCUCAUACGCUCCCGAUCCGCGUGCCCGCGUGCACCUUGCUGAUACGCCUCUCAUGCGACUUGCUCAUACGCCUCUCAUGCGGCUUGCUCAUACGCCUCUCAUGCGGCUUGCUCAUACACCUCUCAUGCACCCUGCUCAUGCACAUCUCAUGCACCUUGCUCGUACACCUCUCAUGCACCUUGCUCAUACACCUCUUAUGCCCCUUGCUCAUACACCUCUUAUACACCUCUCAUAUACCUUGCUUAUACGCCUUUCAUGCGCCUUGCUCAUACAUCUCUCAUGCACCGUGCUCAUACACCCCUCAUGCAUAUUGCUCAUACACCGCCCAUGCAGCUUGCAUACGACGCUGA